Messenger RNA from Micropterus dolomieu (smallmouth bass), 1309 nucleotides. It is a transcript of the gene mrps35, whose product is annotated as mitochondrial ribosomal protein S35. Gene Ontology annotation, molecular function: structural constituent of ribosome. The record is from RefSeq and is a predicted model, not a curated record. Bases 33 to 1037 code for a protein of 334 amino acids. Lineage: Eukaryota; Metazoa; Chordata; Actinopteri; Centrarchiformes; Centrarchidae. Gene Ontology annotation, cellular component: mitochondrial small ribosomal subunit. Gene Ontology annotation, biological process: mitochondrial translation. The transcript is spliced from 8 exons.
CCCUCGCUGGUUUCCAUAGUCAUUGGGAAAACAUGGUUUCACACAGUAGCAAGGUAUUUCUGUCCCUAGGUCGAAUAAAUGUUCCUUCUCUUGGAUUUCAGAAGUCAGUGAGCAGAGUCACAUACGCGACAGCUUUGUCUAUAAAUUCCCCUACUGGAAAUAAAGGCUUUCCUGAUAGAGGUGGUAGAGGAUCCUUUGUCAGAAAACCUCGGAGAGAUGCAGGGGAGCCCAGGACGGAAAAGAUGCCUGUGGAUCAGGACUGGACUGCAGUUUAUCCUGCAGCAGCCCCCUUCAGACCGGGCUCUAUCCCACUUCCUGUGAGGAUGGGCUACCCUGUGAAUGGAGGUAUUCCUCCAGAGAAGAAGGGCAACUUGGAGCUGAUCAAGAUACCAAAUUUCCUGCAUUUGACACCGGCAGCCAUCAAGAAGCACUGUGCAGCUCUAAAACCAUUCUGUACAGAGUGGCCCUCUGCCUUGAACACUGAUGCCAAAUGUGACGAGCACUUCCCCAUCAAAGUAGAAAGCACAGACUUCGUGUCUGCCGGCCCAUCUGUCAGAAACCCUUCAUCGCGUAUUGUUCAUCUCAAAUUAAAGCUGUCUAGUUUGAAUCUGGAUGACCAUGCACGCAAGAAAAUGCUCAAACUUGUUGGGGAGAGAUACUGCAAAGAUACUGAUAUCCUCACCAUCAUAACUGACAGCUGCCCAUUGAGACAGCAGAAUCAUGACUAUGCCAUAUACCUGCUAACUGUCCUUUACCACGAGUCUUGGAAAACAGAGGCCUGGGAGGCUGAGAAGACCGUGGCAGACAUGGAGGAGUAUAGCUGGGAGGACAGCCCGUCCCAAAGGAAUAUUUUGGAUGUGCUAGUACGCAUGAAAGUGGCCGGGGGAGGAGAGGGCGAGGAAGUGCACGAGCAGCUGCUUGGAAGACGAGAGGUGCAGGAGUAUAAGGACUCUGUCACAAGGCUGAAGAAUGAAGGGGAGAGCGAGAGCACCAUGCUGCAAUACAAAGAGGCGGUCAAGAAAGUACUCAACCUGUAAUACAGCUUAAUGUACACAUGUAUUUACAUGAAGAUGGUGACCAAGAGCAGCAAUGACCUGUAAUAGGGUCCACAAAAAUAUUUUUAAAUACUCCAUCUGCGUACUAGUAACACAAACAAGAGAUUACUCUAGAGUCUAAACAAUUACUGUUCAAAUAUACAUCAGUUUAUACAACAUCAAGGGUCUGUACUUAUGUAUUUAUUUUCCAAAAGAAAUUUACUGUCUUAUGUGUAUGAUGCUGUCUUUAAUAGAAAAUUAAAAGUCUAAUGCAA